Molecule: messenger RNA, 2328 nt
Organism: Elephantulus edwardii (Cape elephant shrew)
Lineage: Eukaryota; Metazoa; Chordata; Mammalia; Macroscelidea; Macroscelididae
Gene: YAP1
Product: Yes-associated protein 1
Exons: 9
Coding region: 288-1802 (504 amino acids)
Biological process (GO): hippo signaling; positive regulation of transcription by RNA polymerase II
Cellular component (GO): cytoplasm; nucleus
Molecular function (GO): transcription corepressor activity; protein binding; transcription coactivator activity
Source: RefSeq, a predicted model, not a curated record
CCGUGAAGGGAGUUGAAGGGGAAAAGUUGUGAGGCGCCGCAGGUCCGGGUCUCUCAGCCCCUCCCGAGGCACAGCCGCCAGACCAGUGGAGCCGGGGCGCAGGGCGGGGGCGGAGGCGCCGGGGCGGGGGAUGCGGGGCCGCGGCGCAGCCCCUCGGCCCUGAGAGCGAAGACUCCGACGCCCAGCGCCGCGCUCGCCGCUUCUCCGGUCUCGGCCGUCGAGCCGGGACACCCGGGCGGAGUCCUCGCCCGCCUGCUCUGGGGUGCGCGUCCCGAGAGGUAGAAGCCAUGGAUCCCGGGCAGCAGCCACCGCCUCAGCCGGUCCCCCAGGGCCAAGGGCAGCCGCCUGCGCAGCCCCCCCAGGGACAGGACCAGCCGUCCCGGCCGGGGCAGCCAGCGCCCCCGGGGUCCCAGGCGGCGCCGCAGGCCCCUCCCGCCGGGCACCAGAUCGUACAUGUCCGGGGGGACUCCGAGACCGACCUGGAGGCGCUCUUCAACGCCGUCAUGAACCCCAAGACGGCCAACGUGCCCCCAACGGUGCCCAUGAGGCUCCGGAAGCUGCCGGACUCCUUCUUCAAGCCGCCGGAGCCCAAAUCUCACUCCCGGCAGGUCAGUACUGAUGCAGGAACUGCAGGUGCUCUGGCUCCACAGCAUGUUCGAGCGCAUUCCUCUCCAGCUUCCCUGCAGCUGGGAGCAGUUUCUCCAGGGGCAUUGAGCCCUACUGGGGUGGUCUCUGGCCCAGCAGCUACACCCACUGCUCAGCAUCUUCGACAGUCAUCUUUUGAAAUACCUGAUGAUGUGCCUCUGCCAGCAGGCUGGGAAAUGGCAAAAACAUCUUCUGGUCAGAGAUACUUCUUAAAUCACAUCGAUCAAACAACAACCUGGCAGGACCCCAGGAAGGCUAUGCUCUCUCAGCUGAAUGUUACAGCUCCCACCAGUCCACCAGUCCAGCAGAAUAUGAUGAACUCGGCCUCAGGUCCUCUUCCUGAUGGAUGGGAACAAGCCAUGACUCAGGAUGGAGAAAUUUACUACAUAAAUCAUAAGAACAAGACCACCUCUUGGCUAGACCCAAGACUUGACCCUCGUUUUGCAAUCAAUCAGAGAAUUGGUCAGAGCGCUCCACUGAAGCAGCCACCCCCUCUGGCUCCCCAGAGCCCACAGGGAGGAAUCAUGGGUGGAGGCAACUCCAACCAGCAGCAGCAGAUGCGACUACAGCAACUGCAGAUGGAGAAAGAGCGACUGCGCCUGAAACAGCAAGAACUGCUUCGGCAGGCAAUGCGGAAUAUCAAUCCCAGCACAGCAAAUUCUCCAAAAUGUCAGGAAUUAGCCCUCCGUAGCCAGUUACCAACUUUGGAACAGGAUGGAGGGACUCAGAAUCCAGUAUCUUCUCCUGGGAUGUCGCAGGAACUGAGAACAAUGACGACCAACAGCUCAGAUCCCUUCCUCAACAGUGGUACCUAUCACUCUCGGGAUGAGAGUACAGACAGUGGACUGAGCAUGAGCAGCUACAGUGUUCCCCGGACCCCAGAUGACUUCCUGAAUAGUGUGGAUGAGAUGGAUACAGGUGAUACUAUCAACCAAAGCACCCUGCCCUCGCAGCAGAACCGUUUCCCAGACUACCUUGAAGCCAUUCCUGGGACAAAUGUGGACCUUGGAACACUGGAAGGAGAUGGAAUGAACAUAGAAGGAGAGGAGCUGAUGCCAAGUCUUCAAGAAGCUUUGAGUUCUGACAUCCUUAAUGACAUGGAAUCUGUUUUGGCUGCCACCAAGCUCGAUAAAGAAAGCUUUCUUACAUGGUUAUAGAGCGCUCAGAUAGAUGGAAUUCUAAAACCUGUGAAGGAUCUAAAGAGAUAAGACAUAUACCUGACAUUUCCAAAAAAAGCAGUUGCAAUCUUCUGGCUCAUGCAAAAAAAGAGAUGAACAAACGUCCAGCAAGAUUCUUUCAUCUACUAUUUUGCUUUUUUCUUGCGCAUUGCUGCUGUUAAUAUAUUGCUGACCUCUUUCACAGUUGGCUCUAAAGAAUCAAACAAAACCAAACCUUUUUUGUUUCUUUUGUUAUUGUAACUACUGUUAAUUUUAGGGGCUGGGGAAAAGUGAGCCUGUUUGGAUGAUGGAUGCCAUUCCUUUUGCCCAGUUAGAUGUUCAGUGAUCAUUUUAACUAAGUAUUUGGACUUGGAAGUCAAAUGCUUCAUGUUAUAGCAUUUAGUUUGUUCAAGCAAUUGUUUCUUCAGCUGCCUUUGGUCAGUGGAAAAACAUGACUUACUGGUCUGACAAGCCAAAAAUGUAUCUGAUGUUAAGUACUUAAUGUUGAUUUGAAGAGAUAGCUGAA